ACACGCAAGGGGGGCUUGCGUCUGCGUCGCUCUGAAAACGCAGAAGCAUAAACUAGGCUUUAGUUUCGAAUUGAAUAGGGCAUUUUGGCUUAGACUCCAGUAUUUUAGGGGGCGUUAAUACAUCUCGGACCGUAGUCAUCAACCCCCUUUAAACAAGUCGAAGAAGAGAAAGAGUCGCGAUCUUACGUCAUCAAUACGCGCCCUUGCUCGCAGUCUCUGAUCAAAUUGAGCAUCCUCUGACAAGAUCGAGUCCACUUGUAACCUGCAUGCUACUAAGUCCAUGCCAUGUUUGCCAAAACGGGGGAAAGGAAGCGGGCGAAAGGCGAAGGAAAGAAGAGGGGACACCCCGGAGACGAUGGACAAGGUGAAAGGAAGAAGAGGGGAGGAGAAGAAGGGGGACAGUCUCAGGGAGACGGCAGCAGGAAGCGCCUGGACGCCCUGAGUGUGGGCUAUUUCCGCCGAGUUGGGGAGAGACUCGGCGAAGGCUUUGACGAAAACGAGGAGAGAGAGAUGUUUGUGGCGAAUGUUCUAACAGAGGUUAAAGGCAAAGCGGUGGUCGUGGCGAUGGACCCGACGGGGAGUAUCACCCUGCAGCGGCUGCUCCCGCUGUGCAGCCCUGAGCAGGUGGCGGGGGUGCUGGCUGAGCUCGGUGAUCAAGCGGGGUCCGAGUUGAAGGCCGUUUCGUGCGAUAAAUGCGGCGGACACGUGGUGGAGAGUGCCGUCAGACAGAUGUCCAGGUGGAGCGAAUCAUCACAAAAGGAGUCGCCUGGGGCAACGGGAGACGAAAAGGACAGUUGUGAUGCGUUGGAGGCCCAGGUGUUGUCUUUAAGUCAGGUGGUGAGAGACAACAUGGCGGAGUUCAUCAAACAUGUCCAUGGCUCACACGUGGUGCGCACACUUUUACAUGUGCUGGCUGGCUGCCUCGGACCCCCCCGCAUUGAGUCUCGUCCAGGUGCGAAGGAACACAACCUUGUUCCUCAGCUUAUAGACUUUGAGAUCCCCACGUCAUUUUGGUACGGGCUGAAAAGCCUGACUGAGGCUUUGAUGGACAACGUUAAUUUAAGUGUGGUGGACUCCGUGGCCAGUGCAGCGUUCCAGACCAUGUUGACUGUGUGUCACAGAAAUCGGCCUAAACUCUGCAAACAGCUCCUCAGGCGCACCACGGAGUACCUGACGAGCCGCAGCGCCGCCCCGGGAGUGAGUCCCCUUCUGGUCUUUCUCAAAGACCCGGCCUCCAGUCGCCUGGUUGAGACGAUCAUACAGCUAUCCGGCAAGUCGCUUCUCCGGCACCUCUACAAGAACCACCUCAAGGGUCAGAUGGUGGACUUGGCGCUCCAUUCCAUCGCCAACUUCCCCAUACAGAGGCUAACGGCGGCCUCGGCCAAACACAAAAUGUUCCUGACGUUGUUUGAUGAGCUGAUUCAAGGUAUUGAAUCCAUCUUGGCCGCAGGUCACAUGGGUGUGAUUGUCCAACUGGCCGAGAGCUGUGCAGAAAGUGGAGAGAAACAGACAGACCUGAUGCAGUGCCUCCUCCGUGCGUUCCACUGCGCUGAGCCCGGCAUGCGUCACGUCAGCUGCCUCCCUCUCUUUAUGUCGCUGCUCACCUACGAGGUGUACUACCACUCUGACACGGCGGAGGGGGACACACCGACGGAGGUACCGCUGUCCUCAAUCUGUUACCAUGGCUCCAGGCUGGUCCAGGCGCUCGCCAAGUUCAAGGAGCGUUCGCUCCUCCUCAGCAGCCUGCGCACUCUGACCCCUGCUGACCUCCUGACCCUGGCUUCUGACCCGUCAGGCAGCCACGUCCUCCAGGCACUCACCAUCACGUCGAGUGACAAGGGGAGGGGGAAGAUCCUCAAGAGACUGGAGGCCUCUCAUCAAUAUCUCUGAUGGUCUGCAAAUGGCCAUCGAUGAUGUGGUUUUUAAUCCCCCGCUGUAGAGACCCCCCUCCCGGGCCACGGGCAUCCAAUGUCAGUUUGUAUAUUUCCUUUCAGGAUAUUCUAAUGGGCCUCUGUAAACUGUUCUAAUGGAAAGAAACGGAAGCUCAACAAAGCAAUAUGACGAGGGAUCGUCACCGUUUUUUUUGCCAUACCGGCACCUAAACGAUAAUUGACUAGAUUAAAAGUUUAUUUUUAUUGCCAAGGCAAAUGUCUUUCUUCAAAUUGAAAAAUGUAUCAACCUAACGGAGGGGUAGUCUUUGUGGAUGCGCGGCCGCUGGUGGGGGCAAGUUCACCCGUGUGUGCGCACACAAGUCUGUACAUCGGGGGGAACUUCCAUGUGCAGGCAUGAAAAUCCCUCACCUUUCGGCGAAAUUCGCCGUUUUGAAACCAAAAUAGGUGACCUACGUGAAUCGUGUAGA
Messenger RNA from Gasterosteus aculeatus aculeatus (three-spined stickleback), 2359 nucleotides. RefSeq names its product NOP9 nucleolar protein (gene nop9). Gene Ontology annotation, cellular component: nucleolus; 90S preribosome; preribosome, small subunit precursor. The record is from RefSeq and is a predicted model, not a curated record. Lineage: Eukaryota; Metazoa; Chordata; Actinopteri; Perciformes; Gasterosteidae. Gene Ontology annotation, molecular function: RNA binding. Gene Ontology annotation, biological process: ribosomal small subunit export from nucleus; endonucleolytic cleavage to generate mature 5'-end of SSU-rRNA from (SSU-rRNA, 5.8S rRNA, LSU-rRNA); endonucleolytic cleavage in 5'-ETS of tricistronic rRNA transcript (SSU-rRNA, 5.8S rRNA, LSU-rRNA).